UCCCGCCCUCCAGUUCUGUGUCCCAGUUAUCUAACCGUAGCCAUGACCGGGCGCGGGACUCCGAGCCGCUUUCUGACCAGCGUCCUCCAUAAUGGGCUAGGUCGCUACGUGCAGCAGCUGCAGCGCCUUAGCCUCAGCCUCAGCCGGGAUUCGCCCUCGUCCCGCGGCGCCAGGGAGUUCGUGGAACGUGAAGUGACCGACUUCGCCCGACGGAACCCAGGAGUCGUAAUAUACGUGAACCCGCGCCCGUGCGCCGUGCCACGAAUAGUAGCCGAAUACCUUAACGGGGCUGUACGCGAGGAAAACGUCAACAGCAAGUCGGUGGAGGAGAUCACGUCGCUGGUGCAGAAGCUGGCAGACCAAUCCGGCUUGGAUGUGAUCCGCAUCCGAAAGCCCUUCCAUACGGACAACCCUAGCAUCCAGGGCCAGUGGCACCCCUUCACCAACAAACGGACUGCCCUCCACGGGCUGCGACCCAGAGAACUCCAGGAUUCUGCUCCAGCUUCCAUACAAGCACAGUAGAGAACCAGGCUUUGGACAAUGAAAGUGAUAGGAUUGGUUCCUCUUUCGGAUUUCAAACGCAGGCCAAGUAGGUGGAGCCUACCAGCGAGGGUAUAGCCCCGGAUAAAGAGCUUUUUCCAUUGCCCACUUGUAGCUAGGGACUGCUACCUUGUGAAUACCCCAAUUCUGAUUCAGUUGGCCUCCUUGUAAACUGAGAUUUGAGAAGUGUACAACACUUCCAAAUGUUAUACAAGGAGCUGGUUUUCUGAAAUGUAAAUAAUAAUGACUUCAAAACACAGCAAAGAGUCUGAGGGCUGACUUCUGAAGGACCCGGGAUAUCCUGUUCUUGCAGUGGUAUGGCACUGGGCAAGGCAUCUUAUAUCCCUGUUUAUGUGCAGUUUAGGAGACGAAGUCGAAUCUGGUGUUGGUGCAUGCCUUUAAUCCCAGCAUUUGGUUGGCAGAGGCAGGUAAAUCUCUGAGUUUAAGGCCACCUUGGUCUACAGAAUGAGUUCCAAGACAACCAGCUCUCCAAAGAAAAACUAGAAAGAAAACUGAAGUUAUUAAACUUACUAAAGCCGUAUUUGAAGAUUA
Messenger RNA from Arvicanthis niloticus (Nile rat), 1092 nucleotides. RefSeq names its product mitochondrial ribosomal protein L43 (gene Mrpl43). Gene Ontology annotation, molecular function: structural constituent of ribosome. Gene Ontology annotation, cellular component: mitochondrial large ribosomal subunit. The record is from RefSeq and is a predicted model, not a curated record. Gene Ontology annotation, biological process: mitochondrial translation. Lineage: Eukaryota; Metazoa; Chordata; Mammalia; Rodentia; Muridae.